Bacidia gigantensis is the source of this 1083-nucleotide messenger RNA. It is a transcript of the gene RBG2, whose product is annotated as Ribosome-interacting GTPase 2. The coding region runs from base 1 to 1083 and encodes 360 amino acids. Gene Ontology annotation, molecular function: GTPase activity; GTP binding. Lineage: Eukaryota; Fungi; Ascomycota; Lecanoromycetes; Lecanorales; Ramalinaceae. Gene Ontology annotation, cellular component: cytoplasm. Gene Ontology annotation, biological process: cytoplasmic translation. The transcript is spliced from 7 exons. The record is from RefSeq and is a predicted model, not a curated record.
AUGGUGAACAUUACGGACAAAAUCAAAGAAAUCGAGGAUGAGAUGCGCAGAACGCAAAGUAUGGACGAGUACACGAAACUUGCACGUCUUCGCGCCCAACUACUCGAGCCUGCACCGGGUGCUGGGUCAGGGGCCGGCAGUGGUUUUGAUGUCAGCAAGAGUGGAGACGCUCGAAUUGCCUUGGUCGGAUUUCCUUCUGUGGGCAAGUCCACCUUUUUGUCCAAAAUCACAAAGACAAAGAGUGAGGUAGCUGCGUAUUCUUUCACCACUUUAACGGCCAUCCCUGGCGUCCUUGAGUAUGGCGGCGCAGAGAUACAGGUUUUGGAUUUGCCUGGCAUCAUCGAAGGUGCAAGUGAAGGUAAAGGACGUGGUAGACAGGUAAUCUCAGCAGCAAAGACAAGCGAUUUGAUUUUGAUGAUUCUUGAUGCGACCAAACGCGCAGAGCAGCGAUCACAACUUGAGCAAGAACUUGAGGCUGUGGGGAUUCGCUUGAACCGUGAACCACCCAACAUCUAUCUCAAAGCAAAGAAGGCAGGAGGUAUGAAAAUAACGUUUCAGUCGCCUCCUAAGAACCUCGAUGAGAAAAUGCUUUACAACAUCUUGCGGGAUUACAAGAUGCUCAAUUGCGAGGUGCUCGUGAGGGAUGAGAACGCGACGGUCGACGACUUCAUCGACGUCAUCAUGAAAGAUUACAGAAAAUACAUCAAAUGCCUUUACGUCUACAACAAAAUUGAUUCCGUCUCGAUGGACUUUUUGGACAAGCUGGCUCGGGAGCCGAACACGGCCGUCAUGAGCUGCGAGUUGGAUCUGGGGAUCCAAGAUGUUGUCGAGCGAUGCUGGGAAGAAUUGCGACUGAUUCGAGUCUACACCAAAAGGAAAGGCGACGAGCCGGACUUCAGCGAAGCGCUUAUUGUUCGCAACAAGUCUACAAUUGACGACGUCUGCGACCAAGUUCAUCGCACACUAAAGGAGACAUUCAAGUAUGCCUUAGUAUGGGGGGCAAGUGCAAGACACGUCCCUCAACGGGUUGGACUCGGCCAUCCUGUGGCAGACGAAGAUGUUGUGUCCAUAGUUGCGAAAUAA